Molecule: messenger RNA, 2883 nt
Organism: Ogataea haglerorum
Lineage: Eukaryota; Fungi; Ascomycota; Pichiomycetes; Pichiales; Pichiaceae
Exons: 1
Coding region: 1-2883 (960 amino acids)
Biological process (GO): error-prone translesion synthesis; error-free translesion synthesis
Cellular component (GO): nucleus
Molecular function (GO): damaged DNA binding; DNA-directed DNA polymerase activity; deoxycytidyl transferase activity
Source: RefSeq, a predicted model, not a curated record
AUGGAUUCCUCAGCAGUGACCGAAUGGGGAUCGGUGGGAGAUUCCGAAAUAGAACUUCUGCUUAAAGAGCACGAAAAGAGACGAAAUUCAGGGCUGAAUGUCGAUACAGAUAAUAAAGUUCAGAUCGUGUCUUCUCAGCCAGAGUCCAUAGAUGCCACUCAACAAGACGUGAAGCUCGAGUCUGCGUCACAGGACUGGGGAUCUAUGGACGACUCGGAGUUUAUUUCGUUUGUGAACAAACUUAGUCAAAAUUACGGUCUCCAUCAACCGGUUAUCACUUCCCAGACUUCGACUGAUCACGCGACAAAGGCGGAGGAGGACGAGAGUGUCGGCGGCGAAAAUAAUGAGGACGAACCGGGUGAUGUAUACAUCAAUGAAAUCAACUCUUUGGACCCGGAAGAAAUCGAUCCAGGAAGUCAGGAAUUGGAAUUUGGAGAUUACGAGAGAUAUUUUCGUCACAAAACUUUAAAACAGCAGCAACAAGACCAAGAAUACGUUGAGUUCACGAAGAAAGCACGAAAUCUGGAAUACCCUCCUAUUUUCCAAAACUGUGUUAUCUACGUGAACGGGAAGACGAAUCCCGACGUACAACAAUUGCACAAACUUAUAAUUCUUCACGGUGGAAAGUUCAUUCACAUGCUUGGAGCAAAAGGUAAUGCUACUCAUAUAAUAGCCGAAAAUCUGACGCCACAGAAGAAGUUGGAGUUUAGGAACUAUAAGGUUGUGACUCCAAAAUGGAUUGUCGACAGCGUGGAAGCUGCAAAGCUGCAGCCGUGGGGCGAAUAUAUGCUUAUCCACAAUGACUACGGUCAGCGCAGGUUACAACUCAGGACCGAGCCUGCAAGGGAGCAGGAAGAUGUGGAGAUUUCCCAGUUAUCGCAGGUGACCGAGCCAGACGAUAACCUGCAUAAAAGAGAAGAUAUCCACAUGCCUGACCAUAUGAAUUGCAAACAUCCGAAUUUUUUGCCGAACUUUUUCGCAAAUUCUAGGCUGCACCAUCUAAGUUCAUGGAAAGCAGACCUGAAAUCACGUUUCUUGCAGCGUGCUAUUGGCACACUUCAAGGUCGGCGCCAUGAUUCGAGACCAGCAGACAAGAACGUCAUUUUGCAUGUCGAUUUUGAUUGUUUCUUUGCAACAGUUUCCGCCUUGACUUGCAACCCUCCAAUAGAUAUAAACGAGGUUCCUGUUUGUGUCACUCAUGGAGGAAACACUUCAGACAUUGCGUCAUGUAACUAUGUUGCCCGAAAAUAUGGUUGCAAGAACGGUAUGUGGUUGCGUUCUGCGAGAAGGCUGUGUCCAAACUUAGUUUGUCUCGACUACAACUUUGAUGAAUACGAGCGGGUUUCCAACAUUUUUUACGAAAUUCUGCUUUCUUAUGACAUCGACUCCGUUUUGCCUGUUUCGGUGGACGAAGCUCUAGUUGACAUAUCGAGUAUGAGUGCAUCACAGCAUCCAUUGGAAAUAAUGAAAGAUAUCAAGAAAAAAGUCUACAACGCUACGAAUUGCUCCGUGAGUUGUGGAAGUGGAUCCAAUGUCUUGCUUGCCAAACUCGCUCUCAGGAGAGCUAAACCGAAUGGCACAUUUUACGUCGAAGAUGAUCAUAUCACUGAUUUUUUGGAUAUUGUCAAAUUUUCUGAAUUACCGGGCAUAGGGCCUCAAAUUUGCGCAAAGCUGGAAACUGAGAUGCAGAAAACUGCGUUGAUGGUGAAAGACGUUCGCAAAAUACCCGGCGACAAACUUGCUUCUAUAUUUGGGCCCAAGACUGGUGUUACGAUUUACAAUUACGCUCGAGGACUGGAUGAUACUUGCAUUGAUAUUCUCAAGAACCCAGAAGCUUUUCAAAGAAAAUCGAUCUCAAUUGACGUCAAUUGGGGAAUAAGGUUCGACAGAGACGUGGAGGUGGAGAAAUUUCUCAGCGAUUUAGCUAAGGAAUUGAGUAAAAGACUCGCAAAUGCCAAAAUGGUUGGCUCCUCGGUCACAUUAAAACUGGCUACUCGACACCCCGACGCUCCCAUUGAUCCGCCAAAAUACCUUGGUAUGGGAGAAUGCGAGUUUGUGUCUAAGACUUCGAGACUCGGGCAUUUUACGCGUGAAGCUGGCAUUUUGGGAAACGAGUUACGAUAUCUAUACCGAAUGCUCAACGUCGCAGUUAAGGAGCUGCGAGGCGUUUCGAUCUCAAUGAACCGACUAUCUUUCGAGACCAAGAAAAACAUCCACGGACUGGAUGCGGAUCAGAGAAUACUACCUCUUAAUUCGACUGCCAAAGAUCCAGAAGCGACUCUUGCUGCAAAGUCGUUAUGUGCUGAGAGCACUCCCAAAAAGAAAGCCAAUACGAAAGAAUACAGGAUUCCGGAGAAUGAAAUCAACUGGGAAGUUUUCAAUGAGCUACCAAUCGAAAUACAGGACGAACUGAGACAUGAGCUGGGUCGAAGACAUUUGUCAAUCACCGGUUCCCUAUACCGCUCUCCUAAGAAAAGAAAGAAAGACUUUUUCAACGACUUUAGGUCCCCAACUAAGAGGAAGCUAGUCAUGGACAAGAUUUUGGUUGAUACAAAUUAUGUGGAAGCCAAAUCACGACUUUCAUUCCAGAAAAUCCCCACUACCCAAUUUCAAGAAGUUUUAGACAAACUUAAGUUGUGGUUUGACUGUACGAUUAGGAGCGACGGUCCUCACGAGAUGGAUCUUAAUUUAUUUAAUGAGUUUAUGUUCAGCUUAUUCGAGAUUGGAGAAAUGACGAAGUACGGCUCUAUUGUGCGCCUGUUCGAAGAAAAACUCGUUUUUUCCAAAUCUCAUUCAGGAUACGAACAGUGGAAACGCAUAACCACUGAGCUACGAACAAUGUUUAAUGAAGUUAAGUAUGACGAUUUAGAAUUCAAUUUCUAG